CAGUGUUCCGCAACUCGACCGACCUGUUCGCGAUGUUCCAUUCAGAAUGUUGAGUGCGAAUACGAGACAGGGCCUGACAUCACCCGCAGACGCGCAAUUGUCAACCGGCUUGAAGAACUCGAGAAAGAGAACAAUGAUCUCCACGAGCUGAUCAGAGACCUUUGUUCACGGCCUGAAGAAGAGGCAACCGAAAUAUUCAAUCGACUACGAUCGACAGGCGACCCGUUCCACGUCUUGGACCUCGUCCGCAUGGGGGACCUCCUCCUGGGAAAGCAGCCUAUCGAAGCUAUCGAAGCUAUCGAAGCUAUUGGCUUCGGGGACAGGAGAAGAAAAUCGAGUCCGUUAUCUUCCAAGCCGAGUUCUGUGCCAGACAAAGCCGACAUGAACCCGUCUGAUCCGGAAGAUUGA
Molecule: messenger RNA, 408 nt
Organism: Colletotrichum phormii
Lineage: Eukaryota; Fungi; Ascomycota; Sordariomycetes; Glomerellales; Glomerellaceae
Exons: 1
Biological process (GO): regulation of DNA-templated transcription
Molecular function (GO): DNA-binding transcription factor activity, RNA polymerase II-specific; zinc ion binding
Source: RefSeq, a predicted model, not a curated record